This is a messenger RNA of Saccharomyces mikatae IFO 1815, 1692 nucleotides long. RefSeq names its product glucan exo-1,3-beta-glucosidase (gene EXG2). The record is from RefSeq and is a predicted model, not a curated record. Bases 1 to 1692 code for a protein of 563 amino acids. The transcript has a single exon. Gene Ontology annotation, cellular component: cell surface; extracellular region. Gene Ontology annotation, molecular function: glucan exo-1,3-beta-glucosidase activity. Lineage: Eukaryota; Fungi; Ascomycota; Saccharomycetes; Saccharomycetales; Saccharomycetaceae. Gene Ontology annotation, biological process: glucan catabolic process.
AUGCUUUUAAAUUUGUAUUUUCUUUUAGCUUUUCAUAUUUUAUGCUUGGCUAAACUUACGCAAGGCGUUGAUAUAUCAGAGAAUAAAGGAUCAUUAACACCGUUGGAACUGAAUGUUUUACAAAAUAAAUUCGCGUCCUACUAUGCAAAUGACACUGUUAGCGUAAAAGGUAUUACAAUCGGUGGUUGGUUGGUAACAGAACCUUACAUCACACCAUCGCUAUAUCGUAAUGCCACAUUAUUGGCCAAACAGGAAAAUUCUUCCAGAAAUAUAUCCAUUAUUGAUGAGUUCACUCUUUGUAAAACCUUAGGAUAUAAUACAUCUCUAACUUUAUUAGACAAUCAUUUCAAAACUUGGAUUACCGAGAAUGAUUUUGAGCAAAUCAAAACCAACGGCUUUAAUCUAGUUAGGAUCCCCAUCGGAUAUUGGGCAUGGAAACAAAAUAGUAGAAAAAACUUGUACAUUGACAACAUUACUUACCAUGAUCCAUACGUAAGUGAAGGGCUGCAAUUAAAAUAUUUAAAUUAUGCUCUCGAUUGGGCGCAAAAGUACGAACUAAAUGUAUGGAUAGAUUUACAUGGUGUCCCUGGAUCGCAAAAUGGAUUCGAUAAUUCCGGUGAAAGGAUGCUCUAUGGUGAUUUGGGAUGGCUAAGGUUGAACAACACUAAGAGGCUGACCCUGGCUGUCUGGAAAAAUAUGUUUCAAAGUUUCUUAAAUAAAGGGGACAAUAGUCCGGUGGUGGGUCUUGAGAUUGUCAACGAGCCACUUGGUGGUAAAAUUGAUGUAUCAGAUAUAACAGACAUGUAUUACGAAGCAUUUGACUUGUUCAAGGAAAAUCAAAAUUCGAGUGAUAACACCACAUUUGUUAUCCAUGACGCCUUUCAGGAAAUUGGUCAUUGGAACUUGGAACUAAAUCCAAAUUACCAGAAUGUCUCGAAGCACUAUUUUGGAUUGACUAGUGAGAACUAUAGCUCUCAUGAUAUUUUAGUCGAUCAUCAUCAUUAUGAAGUCUUUACUGACGCACAAUUGGCCGAAACUCAAUUUUCACGUAUCGAAAACAUUAUAAACUACGGGAAUUCCAUUCACGAAGAACUUUCCUAUCAUCCUGCAAUCGUCGGAGAAUGGUCAGGUGCCAUCACCGAUUGUGCAAACUGGCUAAAUGGAGUGGGUGUAGGUGCACGUUACGAUGGCUCAUAUUACAAUUCUACGUUGUUUACUACGGACGAUGAACCAGUUGGAAAGUGUACCUCCCAAAAACCCUUGGAUGAUUGGACACAAGAUUACCGAGAACAUGUGAGACAAUUUAUUGAGGCACAACUAGCCACCUAUUCGUCAAAAACAACGGGAUGGAUUUUUUGGAACUGGAAGACUGAAGAUGCUAUAGAAUGGGAUUAUUUGAAGUUAAAAGAGGCCAAGCUUUUCCCUGCUCCUUUUGAUAACUAUACAUACUUCAAAGCAGAUGGAUCCAUUGAAGAAAAAUUCUCAUAUUCUUUGUCAACGCAAGCAUUCCCAAGAACGACAUCCUCCAUUUCACCCUCUACUACGAGUGCUUCCAGAAAGAGUAAGAACUUUGCAAUCUCUAGUAAGAUAACAGCGCAACACUUAUUACCAGUUGACAAUAUGAGCUUUAUUUGGAAAAUCAGUAUGUGCACUUUUAUAGUCACAAUCACCACAAUUUUUGCUAUUCUUUGA